GGCUACGAGGCCUAGGAUUCGCCUCUCUCCAGGUUCUCCUUCGAUCUCCCCGCCCCCCUCGUUAACACAUGAGGAAUUCAUGCAAAGGAGGGAACUUGCGGAAAUAAAAACUUGGGAGGACUUGUGUUUAGAAUCCAGAAGGUAAAGGAAAUGUGAAUAAAUUCAAGCAGCAGGCCUGAUCCAAGUGAGAAAACUGUUACAAUGCCCAUGGUCACACGGAGGCUUAGAGAUCCUGACGUAAAUCCUUGCUUGUUGGAAUCUGAUGCUUCUACCAGAUGUAUGGAUGAAAAUAACUAUGACCGGGAAAAGUGUUCCAUUUACUUCUUGAAAUACAAACACUGUCGGAAAUUCUGGAAUUCUAUCAUGGUCCAGAGAAGACAGAAUGGAGUGAAGCCAUCUAUGCCUACAGCCGCAGAGAGAGACGAAAUCUUGGGAGCAAUGGGAAAGAUGCCCUAUUGAAGUUGCAUUAAAAUUGAUCAUGUAACUUAGAA
Molecule: messenger RNA, 491 nt
Organism: Otolemur garnettii (small-eared galago)
Lineage: Eukaryota; Metazoa; Chordata; Mammalia; Primates; Galagidae
Gene: CHCHD7
Product: coiled-coil-helix-coiled-coil-helix domain containing 7
Exons: 5
Coding region: 202-459 (85 amino acids)
Source: RefSeq, a predicted model, not a curated record